Molecule: messenger RNA, 4173 nt
Organism: Jaminaea rosea
Lineage: Eukaryota; Fungi; Basidiomycota; Exobasidiomycetes; Microstromatales
Exons: 2
Coding region: 110-4063 (1317 amino acids)
Biological process (GO): RNA processing
Cellular component (GO): nucleus; ribonucleoprotein complex
Molecular function (GO): RNA binding
Source: RefSeq, a predicted model, not a curated record
CCCGACGUACUAGAAGUUCAUCGAGGCCAACGCGAAGCUACCCUACCACCAACCCUAGCACGCAUACACGAGAAGCGAGCACGACCUUUGGCAGAGGCCUCUCCCCACGAUGUGGUCCAACGUGGGAGGCGGCAAGCCUCAGAUGAGCUACGCAGACCUGUUGCGCAAGGCAAAGGAGGCCAAGAUGGGCGAUGUCGAGGCAUCGUCGCCCGCUUCGGGCACAUCUGCAGCAACGUCAUCCCGUCCCAAUGCUGGACCUUCAUUUUUGGUGUCACCAAGCCCCGUCAGGCCUGGCGUGAAUUCGACCCCUCCUGCCAAGACCGUACCGACCUUUCCAGCAGCUAUGCCUCGACCCACGUUCUCCAGUCCUAUCAAGGCGCCGCUCGCCAUCGCGAGUGCUACGCCACCGCGACCUUCCCAAGUCAAUGGAGCAGCAAAGGGCCUCCACGAUCCGACGCCAGCAGAGCAGAAGCCCCCCCUGAUCGCAGACGACAAGGCGGUUAAGCCGACUGCAUUGCCCUCACUGUCGAACAAUAUCUGGGAGCUGAGGAGGCAGCAAAGAGCGGCAGCGUCAGCGCAAGCACAGACUGCUCCACCAGCCGGAAGGCCAGCAUCGAGUCCAUACACCUCGUCGGAGGCGCCCGCUCGCGCUAAUGCCGCAGUCCCAGCAGCAUCGUCCACCAAGACGGAGGAAAUUAGCGAUGCAGCGAAGGAUGCCCCUUAUGCGGCAAGCGACGAAACCGCAGGAGGGAGUAUCGGCAAGGCCGUAGCGGUCGCAAGCAAUGCAACGAAGAUGGAGACACGAGCCCAGACACCAUCCCAGACACCAGGAUCUACGAAGCCUCGAUCGUCAUCUGACGCAGCAGAUGUCGUCGAACGAUUGCGCUCACCGUUGACACCAUCUCCGACCAAAGCAACGGAGCCUCUGUCUUCGUUACAAGCAGUGAAGAUCAAGCCAAGAGACUACGACGAUGCCUGGCUGAGCCGAGUGGCACUAAUCAAUGAAGGUCACCACAAGAUCGCAAAGGAGGCGGUCACAGCUGCGCGGGCUGACAGCGACGGAGAGCGCAAGCCAGCUUGGGGCAAAGCUGUUCGUGGAGGAGCCCUGGCUUCCCCGGUUCCCCUGCCUGAAGACGCUCCCUCAGCAGUUGAUGCAAAGUCACCGCCUCCCACAACAGCGGCAAAAGGUCUCGAGAUCAAGACUGAUAAGGGAGCGAAGAGUGACGCAGCAUCGGACAAAACAUUACCGCCGCCUCUCGUCUUCUCAGCUCAAGAAAAGAGUAACUGGCCUUCCCUCGAUGAAGCAGAGAAGUCGUCCACUGCAUCGACGACGCAGAGCACGCCUGCGCAGCAGCAUGCCACUGUCUCGACUGGCAGCUCGACUCCCGGCAGCGCCGUAAGCACUGGCAGCGGUCUUGAAGCCAUCAAAGGCCUGCAGAUCAGAAGCGGCAGCGGGCAGCGUAAGGCAGGGAAGCAAUGGGUAGAAAUCGUCCCCGAGAUCACGCACGCUUCGCCGCUGCCUGCUCGUAAGGGUGUCAGCGCUAGCAAGGGAAAGAAAGCCAGUAGGAGCAGCGGGUCAGCUGAGCGACUGUCAAAGGAUGAGACGAAGUCGGAGCAGGCCAGCGGCUCUGUCGACAAGACCUCGAGUGGUAGCGGCUGGGACGAGGAACCUUCUACCAAGACUACAGUAAUAGAGCCAAGCAGCGAUUCAUGGGAUGAGCCUCACCACGGCAUCGCACUCGCCGGUCGCAAGCCCUCUCCUGAGUCGCCGAACCGCCAGAGCAAAAGCUCGUCGAAGCGACGCGACGAGGCCGCACAAGUCAGCUCGCCCGUGACCAUUCAUACUCGUCCUCGUCUCCCCUCUGUGCCCACUCAUUUCAACUCGGAUGGCUCAUUCUCGCCGUCCAGACUGCGUCGGGAAGAAGACGCAGACGGUUGGCGAUCCGCACAGCAAGAAGAGACUCCCACAAGGGGUAAAAAGGCGGGCAAUCGCGGCCGAUCUGGGCUUCACAGGAGCAGUCCGACGAAGAGCAGCGUCGCGCUCCCCGCCACCAUCGACCACGCUGGUCUUGGCGCAUCCACGUCCUCGCCCGUUCGCAGCCAGCCCAGCCAUGCGGCACGUUACGACAAUGGCAUCGUUCAACGCUCCGCUACUGAUGCUCCCCAAUCGUCCUGGGACCAGUGUACGACCUUCUACGAGCCCGGCCCACCGACCAUGUCGCUCAAUCACGGUCUCAUUCCUGGUCCCCACCCAUUCUCCUCGCCAGAUGAUAUUCCGCGCUGGGACCCAAUGUUUUACGAUGGGGCGAGAUUCUGGCCCGCUGUGCCCAUGCACAUGCACGGUCAUCUGAUGCACCAUGAGCACCACCACCAAGGCGAGGGAGAUCAAACUUCGUUCCCCUCUGCUCCACCUGCUCCCGGCCAGCCGCAGUAUUGGCAGCCAGACGCUCAAGGCGAGCAGCGUCCGCCGCUGACUGCACCUGCCCAAGGUCAGCCUGCAACUCCCGCUCCAGCUCCAUCUGCGCAUUUGGCCGGCCCGAUGAUGGAUGUUCCCGCAGCAGCAAUGCAGCUCGUCACGCAGGUCGAGUAUUACCUCAGCGAGCGCAACCUCUCAGGAGACGUCUUUCUGCGUUCGCAGAUGGAGCCGGCGGCCGGCUGGCUACCACUGAGUCUCAUCGCCAGUUUCAGGAGGCUGCGUAGCAUGUGUGACGACCUGGGCGUUUCUUUGGAACACCCCGAAGUCAAGGGGAGGCUGUUACACAGCUAUCACGUUGAGCUCGAUGAGGAGGGGCGAAGGAUCCGAAAGCGCCAUGAGUGGGAAAAAUGGCUACCACCGCCCCCGGGUCCGCCUCCUAGUGGCCUCAUCAACUCUGUGCCGACGCAUCACUCCAGCAUGCCGCCCAUGCCCGUCAGCUACUCAUAUGAGGGCCCGGGAGGUCCUUUUCCCUUUGCAGUCUACACUCCUCGCCCCGAAGAGAUGGCAUCUGGUCCCAUUCCUCCGCAUCCACCCAGCAUCCCCUUCUACCCAUCGCAGCCGCACUAUCAUUCGCCUCAUCCCGCCAACAUCUACUCCGCAGCCCAACCCAACAUGACGCCGACGACGCCAUCGAGCUCUGCUCUAUCAUAUCCUAACAUGAUCUCUGCUCCGCCACCCGGCAUGCACGCGUCUGGCCGACCAACGCCGCAUCGCCUGGGAAGCUGGCAAGAUCCAAUCCCUCUGCACUACGACUUCCAUGAUGGCCUCUAUUCACCAGUUGCGCCUGAUGCUGGAAAUCUUGCGAUGACGGGAGGCAAUCAGCAUCCACAGCAGCAGCAGCAGCAGCAGCCGACGGCUUCUCGGGCGUACUAUCAAGCUCAGCCUUACCAUCAGCAGCAAAUGCCCCACACAGUCGACGGCUCUACCCCCGCCACACGCAGAUAUCCAGACAGCAAUACGAGCAACGACGCUCGGCAGCUGGCACCGGCUGUAGUCCUCGGCAGGGGCAGCAGCGACUCAACACCUUCCGGUGGCGCGUUACCACCUCAUCCACACUCACACAGGGCACCGCCAGGGGCGUCCCUCGAGCGUCAAGUUAGCCAGCAGACUGACGCCACCAACGCCACGACGGCGACGUCGGCGAUAAGCAGUAGCAGCAGCGGUGAGAUGGCAGGACUGGGCCUCGGCCUAGGUGGCGGCGCAGUGGACGACACGAGGCGGCCGUCCGUGACUACAAGCGCUACGACGGCCACCAGCCAAAGUGAGGGCUCGGCAACGUCGAUGAGCCCAGACGCGCAGGCGAAAAUGCAAGCAAAGACUUCGCCAAGUGACACGCCAUUGAAGGGGAAGUCGAAGACGAGCGCGACAAAGGCUGGUGUCGCUGCAGGUCAAAAGGCUACGCAAGUGUCGCCGGAGAUGUCUCAUCAACAGAGCAAUGGGGAGGGUUCGGCGCUUGCUGCAAAGCAUCCAUCCGUGGCGUCGCACUCGGCACACUCUUCUCACACGGGAGAAGAGUCUGAGGAUGAUUGCUUGGGCAUUGUGGCCGCAGAAGGGCUUGGCGGUCUGGUCGAGGCGAAUGCGAAGUGAGCAGGGCAACUGAAGCAACAGCAGCGGGAGCAGAAGGCACUUGCGAAUUGAGGGCAGCCUCGUGGAGUGGCUUGUCAAGCGGCGCUCUUGAAUUGCUCCUCUGGAUCUCA